Messenger RNA from Argiope bruennichi, 578 nucleotides. RefSeq names its product complexin-like. The coding region runs from base 157 to 540 and encodes 127 amino acids. Gene Ontology annotation, molecular function: syntaxin binding. Gene Ontology annotation, cellular component: terminal bouton; SNARE complex. Gene Ontology annotation, biological process: regulation of neurotransmitter secretion; synaptic vesicle exocytosis; neurotransmitter transport. The transcript is spliced from 4 exons. Lineage: Eukaryota; Metazoa; Arthropoda; Arachnida; Araneae; Araneidae. The record is from RefSeq and is a predicted model, not a curated record.
GCGAAAUGCAUGUCGUCCGACAGGUUCGUUGCGACCUCGGCUUAUAGGCAAGUGGUAAAUAAAGUUACAACGGAAAUAAAUUCAUUUUACUACGGAUAAUUAAGAUCCAAUUUGUGCGUUUAUGCCUUGUUGCGUGGAAUCCUCUAAGGCUCUUCAAUGUUCCUAAAGAAGAUUUUAUGGCGCCAAAUGGCUGGAGAGGGAGAAGGGUCGGCUGAAGAUAGGGAGGCUGCCGCUGAGGAGGAACAGGAGCGGCUUGAAGCAUUACGUGAGGCUGAAGAAAGAAGGAAGGAAAAGCAUAAGAAAAUGGAAGAAGAGCGCGAGAAAAUGCGACAAGGGAUUCGUGAUAAAUACGGCAUCAAGAAGAAGGAAGAGGAGGAGGAGGAACCGCUACCGGAAAGCAGCAGUUUGAACCGGAAGAAAAAAACUCCGGCUGAAAUUGAGGCUGAGGAUCUCGAUGAUUUCACUCGCUGGAGAAACAACAUCGAAAUACAGCUUGGAGAGCUCAGACAAACUAUAGAAAGUAAAUGCGUAAUUCAGUGAUGGAUGCAACGAAUAAAGUGCCGACUUUUCUUUCCGGA